AUGAACGGCGAUGAGCUUCCCUUUGAGAGGGGUUUCGAAGUUUACGCUCACAAGUCCGAGUUUGACCCGAUUUCGCUGGAUUCUGGUUCCGAUCCUAUUUGGUUUGCUAUAAGAGAAGAAGCUAAGCUUGAGGCAGAAAAGGAGCCUAUUCUGAGUAGCUUCUUGUAUGCGGGCAUCUUAGCUCAUGAAUGUUUAGAGCAAGCCUUAGGGUUCGUUUUAGCAAACCGUCUCCAAAACCCAACCUUGUUGGCAACUCAACUCUUGGAUAUAUUCAAUGGUGUUAUGAUGCAUGACAAAGGUAUUCAGAGUUCCAUUCGCCAUGAUAUUCAGGCGUUUAAAGACCGGGAUCCUGCUUGCCUGUCGUAUAGCUCUGCUAUUUUACAUUUGAAGGGCUAUCAUGCAUUGCAAGCAUACAGGGUUGCGCAUAAGCUCUGGAACCAAGGGAGGAAACUAUUAGCUCUUGCAUUGCAAAGCCGAAUAAGCGAGGUUUUUGGAAUCGACAUACAUCCAGCGGCAAGAAUUGGAGAAGGAAUCUUGUUGGAUCAUGGAACUGGAGUAGUCAUAGGUGAGACCGCUGUGAUAGGAAACCGAGUCUCGAUCUUGCAUGGUGUGACUUUAGGAGGAACAGGGAAGGAAACAGGAGAUCGCCAUCCGAAAAUAGGUGAAGGUGCAAUGCUUGGAGCUUGUGUGACUAUACUUGGUAACAUAAGCAUAGGUCCUGGUGCAAUGGUAGCUGCAGGUUCACUUGUGUUAAAGGACGUUCCUUCGCAUAGUGUGGUGGCUGGAAAUCCUGCAAAACUGAUCAGAGUCAUGGAUGAACAAGACCCAUCUUUGGCAAUGAAACACGAUGCUACUAAAGAGUUCUUUCGACAUGUAGCUGAUGGUUACAAAACCGCAAUAUCCAACGGAUCAUCAGGAGAUACAGAGAAAGGACACACUAACUGCAAAACAUGA
Messenger RNA from Microthlaspi erraticum, 954 nucleotides. The record is from the annotation of a GenBank genome assembly. Lineage: Eukaryota; Viridiplantae; Streptophyta; Magnoliopsida; Brassicales; Brassicaceae.